AGUCACGUUGGGAGGCGAGAGGGAGAGAGAGAGAGAGAGAGAGAGAGAGAGAGAGAGGGAGAAGUAUCUACUUACAGCUGCUGUCAGAUAUCCGAUCGCCUUCGCAUGGCGAGGAGGUAACCUGAUCGAGCUGGGAGGAGGAGUGACUCGACCAGGGAAGCCUUGCGCAGAGAGAGAGAAAAAAAAUGUCUUCUUCUUCAGCCGGAGAAGUCACAAGAGCAAAUGACAUCAAGAAGGAAAAUGUGAAGGAGGCGGACAAGCGGGAGUGCAUCAAGCUAGUGGCGCUGGAGGCGGCGGGAUUGUCCAUGGAGCGAACGGCACCCGACGCGGACGCGGACGCAGUGCGCACGGAGCUGCUCGUGAGCGCUGCCUCCUCGCUGGCCUUCUCUCCGGAGCAAGUGGCGUGCGUGUGCGAGGCUCUGCAGCAGGGGGGCAACGUGGACCGCCUGGCCCGCUUCCUUUGGUCCCUGCCCCAGAGCGACCUCCUGCGCGGGAACGAAAGCAUCCUGAAAGCCCAAGCGCUCGUCGCCUUCCACCAGGCUCGCUAUCAGGAGCUUUACAGUAUUCUGGAGAACCACAGUUUCAGCCCGUCCAACCACACCUUCCUGCAGGAUCUGUGGUACAAGGCCCGCUACACAGAGGCGGAGAAGGCGCGGGGGAGACCCCUGGGCGCCGUGGACAAAUACAGGAUCCGUAGAAAGUACCCUCUUCCCAGGACUAUCUGGGACGGCGAGGAGACGGUGUACUGCUUCAAGGAGAGGUCUCGGAACGCACUGAAGGAUCUGUACAACCAGAACCGGUACCCCUCUCCGGCCGAGAAGCGCAAUCUCGCCAAGAUUACGGGACUCUCCUUGACCCAGGUCAGCAACUGGUUCAAGAACAGGAGGCAGAGGGACAGAAACCCGUCCGAGGCUCAGUCCAAAAGUGAAUCUGAUGGAAACCACAGCACAGAGGAUGAGUCCACCAAAGGCCAAGAAGAAUUGUCACCUAGGCCCCUCUCCAACUCUUCAGACGGCGUAAUCACACAUGGGACACUUCCAAUUCAGUCGGGGGCUCUGGACAGUGGGGUAGUCAUCCAGCAAAUCGGGGACAUCAAAAUGCCUCCCGGAUCCAACAGUGGGGGUCUCUACAAUGGAAGUCUGGUCACCAACAGUGCCUCCUCUGCGGCAUUUCACAACGGCGGCUCAUCUUACCUCCACUCACCUGGGAACAUUCUCUUCAACGGGCUCAAUUUGGGCAUCCAGCCUCUGACUUUCAACUCUCUGAGGCCGUCCGGAGGGGUGCUGCUGGGUGGCUCCGGAGUGGACAUGCAAGAGAAAGGACUGGGAGGCUCUGCUGAGGACUCUGCCCUGCAAUACACCUCCCCCUACUCGGGCUGUGUGAACGGAGGGCCCGUGAAGCUGGAGGGGGUUCACACCAUGGCCGCCCAGAACGGAGGCUCGUCCGUGCUGACCUUCAGCUCCUCGCUGGGCGGCUACAGCCUGGUGCAGGUGCCCAGCGGAGUGUCUGACAGUGAUGGAAGCUCGCUGCUUAACAGCGAUGUCGGCCUUACUCCCCUUCAGCUCUCUUCCUCGUCCUCUUCCUCCUCGAUCACACAAGGUACAAUACCUCUGAACGAUGUCGCAGUGAGCUCCUCCAGUGACGACUCCUUCCAGCAGCAGGACAAGCUGGCCAUGACCUCCUUGCACCACAGCACCGUCCUCUACGGUAUGAACGUCAACCAACCGCCCAUCAAGAAGGAGCCUCUGGAGGGAGGGGUCUAUUCCUCAUACCACCACGGGCUCCACCUGGACCCGAGCGGGCAGAUCAGCUACUCCACCCCCAGCUCCGCAGAGGCUCCAUCAAACCAGGUGCCGGUCUCCGUCACCGCCGCCACCUCGUCCAACCCCGAGGUCUACACCACGCUCACCGUCAGCACGGCGCUUAUGGCCCAAACGAACCCGAGCGGUCACCACCUCCAGCCCGCCGAGUACCUCAGGGGACACGAGGUCAGGGCGGCCCAGCCUUCACACCUAAUGGGCCCCUGCAUGGACAACGACUACAUGAGCCUGUCAGAGAACAAGGUGGAUGGCAGAGGGCCGGCGGGCGUGACUGACAUGGUGCGGGUCAUGUGCGGCAACAUGGAGCCUGAGGAGGAGAAGGAGCUAGCCAAACUACAGACAGUGCAGAUGGAUGAAGACAUGGCUGACCUUUAACCUUUAAGCAGCACUCAUGUCCAUGCGAGGAGCGAAAAUCUUUUGUGUGUGUGUGUGUGUGUGUGUGUGUACUUUUUAAAAAAUCAUUAUUUCUUUUAUCUGUUAAAUUAUUUGACAAUACUGUGUUGACUCAUACGAUGCACUCAAGUAAGACAAAAGGCCUGUUAGCAGGUCUGGACAUUUAUGCAAAAAAAUUAUUAUUAACAUUUUUAAAAACAAGCUCUGUUCUUCCCAUCAAAUGUCACAUAGGCUCACUGCAGAAGUUGGCGAAUGUUGUUUGGGCCAUGUUUAAAAGUGCAGUUUUACAGGCAACACCUGCUACUUCCUGUUGAGUGGACUUGAUUUGCCGAAGCAGGUGCUGGCAUGCCGCAAGUCACGUGACCAUGAUGUUCCUCCAAACUAAAUGCGUCAUCUGGGUCAAACCAAAAAGGUCAUUCAUAGGGGGAAGAGGGGGAGCAUGUCUGUGGAAGUGGGCCAGUUUUACUGAAGGACUGCGCACAUAUAUGGACAAUAUGUCAUUUAACACACAAAGCUGCUCAUUUCGGACAAAGUGCCCUUCAGUAAGCACCUUAAAUUGCCUCUCAAGUCUCAAAGAUGAAUGUACCUUUUUUGGCAUUUGCACUACCAUCACACCAUUAUACGGCCGUCACACUGUUUUCGACGGGCCUCAACAAAUGCACACGUUUCUACAGCAAAAGCUAUCUUUAAGCCUCGUCGUCAACUGUGAGGCACAGAACUGAAUGAAAAGGUCACACUGUGGGGUUCACAUGUCGUUCAUGUUGUUAAAAACGCAGCUACGUUAAGUAGGUGUGAUGAUGCUAUGCUCUUUCGUGUUUCGUUUUAACGUGCCUCUUCAAAUGUGGGCGAUUCUGGAUGCUUCCCAAAUGUAUCAGGAACAAAAAAGGUCAUAAGUAUUUUUUUAAAACAGAGAGGAGUUGCAAUGAUUUCUCUUCAUCAUAAGGUUAUGCAUAUUUUGACUCUUUUGCUUUUUACAUUGUGAAUAACACUGAAAGGAAGCUAUGCUAUCUGAAGACAAGACGUCAGAUUCAGAGAGUUUCCACCACCUCCACCAUUGCUUUCACUGGAAUAUUUGUUGGGUGUCAGAUUAGGAAAAGACAAAAGAAUGUGGAGGCCAUUUGUCAAGUGGGUCUGGUACUUUUUUUUUUUUUUUUUUUUAACUACGGGAGCCUACAUUCUCCCUGUCAUAUAUGACUACAAUAGCACAUUUCAGCCUUACGGCCAACUCACAGCAUUCAUACCUCUGAGUGCAUCACACUUUUUUUUUUUGCCCGACUCAUAAUGAAAUUCUGUCAAUUUCCCAGUGCUUUAACUUCAUAUAGAAAA
Messenger RNA from Phycodurus eques (leafy seadragon), 3539 nucleotides. RefSeq names its product SIX homeobox 4a (gene six4a). The record is from RefSeq and is a predicted model, not a curated record. Gene Ontology annotation, cellular component: nucleus; transcription regulator complex. NCBI's taxonomy places the organism in Eukaryota, Metazoa, Chordata, Actinopteri, Syngnathiformes, Syngnathidae. Gene Ontology annotation, molecular function: RNA polymerase II cis-regulatory region sequence-specific DNA binding; DNA-binding transcription factor activity, RNA polymerase II-specific. Gene Ontology annotation, biological process: regulation of transcription by RNA polymerase II.